AUGUCUUCAAGGAGGAUUGUCCGAAAGCAGCCCUUGCUUUCCAAGAUCAAGUCGUUUCCGUUGGAUUUCCUUCUUUACCUCAACGAAAUUCGGUUGUCCAUAGAAUGGGACGAUUAUACGGGAUCCUUGGCGUUCCCUAUUGGAACCGGUCUUAGCAUCACCACCUUGAUCAUCAAGAGCAUCUUAAGCUACUACGAGUCCAUUGAUUCCAAGUCCAGAAACAUCUUGUUCGAUUCCGACCAUCUCGAGUAUCAGCGCAUCAAAUCAUCGUUUCUCUCCAAAAGAAUUCAACAAGCAACCCAGUAUGAGGAGGUGCCCCUCACCACCUCCAUCUUGUGGCUACUCAACAUCGCGGGGUCCUUGAUCCAGGUCAUUAUGCUUAUGAACACAUACUCAAUAAUUACGAAAAAGAAGAACUAUGGAUUGUUAUACUGCCAAACAAAACCCAAAUCGGCAUCGGUCAUCAAAUCGUCCAUAGAAUCCAUAUCGUAUGUGACCCAAGCAUUCAAGUAUAUUCUCAGCUACUUGUUCAGCAAGGAUGACGCUUCAGAUAUAACUGUGGAGAUGGAUGAUGACCACAAACAAGAUGAUGAAAUAUGGCAAUUGAAUGUUUGGGACCCUUCCAAGUUUUCCUUGUAUGUUUUCAUUGGUUUGAACCCUAUCAACUCAUUGAUUAUCCACAAUUUCAAUCCUGCAAGCUCUUCACUCCUAUACACAAUUAUGUUGAGUUUGUCGGUUUCUUUGACUAUUUAUUUCUUCAUCGAUAACUUUUAUGACUUACUCAACGAUAAACAGAUUCUCUAUCAAGAGAUGUUCAACGAGUACAACAAUAAGUUUGUGAAGCCCAAAACUUCCAUUUUGAAAAAAGAUGUGUUAAUUGAUGCUACACUCGGACCAUUUGAUUCAUCUAUUUUGACUGAUAUCAGGCCAUAUGCAUUCAACAAGCUGAAAUUGUGGGUUACUCAUGAUUUAAAGGGCAACCAAGUCGUUGACUAU
Molecule: messenger RNA, 996 nt
Organism: Suhomyces tanzawaensis NRRL Y-17324
Lineage: Eukaryota; Fungi; Ascomycota; Pichiomycetes; Serinales; Debaryomycetaceae
Exons: 1
Biological process (GO): maintenance of rDNA; regulation of exit from mitosis
Source: RefSeq, a predicted model, not a curated record